CGCCACACGUGGUGAGAAAAAUGAUUGGCGCCUACGAUAACAUCUUGAUGGCCAGCGUGUCAUUCAACAACCUCUACGGGCCCUCCCUAACGGCAAUCCUUGUCAAUGUUAUAGCCUGUCUAGUUCUCACUCCCUACGUACUCUAUCAACAAAUCCUCAAUGCCAAGGAAUAUGGAUUUUUGUUUACGCAAUCCUACUGGAUGACCUGCCAUGUCCUCAGGCUGCUAUUCUUGAUCCAUCCUUGCCAUGAGGGCCACAAGCAGGCCAUCCGGCUGAAGCGAACCACUGUGAAGUUGGCCGCCACCGAUUGGCCCAAAGAUGUCCACAAGCAGAUUAAGCUGCUGCUGCUGCAGGUCAGCGAGAAUAAAAUCGAGUUUAAUGCCGCCGGACUAACAUUGAUCAAUCGAACUUUACUGCCGACGAUUGGAAGCGCUGUCUUUACCUACUUGGCCAUUUUGUUCCAGUACAAAAACAACACUUAACUACUGGAUUAAAUGGCUGUAAAACUGUUCAUCUCCAUCGCAAUAUUUACGCAUUCGCUGCAGGCAUUUAAUGGAGAACUGAUGAUCAGGCAAACUUCUUGGACGCAUCUUUUAGUAACAUUAGUUGUUUUCCUUGCGUGUAAUAAUCGUUC
Messenger RNA from Dendroctonus ponderosae (mountain pine beetle), 634 nucleotides. RefSeq names its product gustatory receptor for sugar taste 43a-like. Gene Ontology annotation, biological process: sensory perception of taste. The coding region runs from base 21 to 482 and encodes 153 amino acids. Lineage: Eukaryota; Metazoa; Arthropoda; Insecta; Coleoptera; Curculionidae. The transcript is spliced from 5 exons. The record is from RefSeq and is a predicted model, not a curated record. Gene Ontology annotation, cellular component: membrane; dendrite; axon.